AUGGCCUCGAGCGCUGGGCUGGCCUGGUCCCUAUGCAAGAGGAUGGCCCCCCAGCCUGUGGAGAUGCUCUUCUCCACGCCUGCCAGUUCCUCCAUGCCCCACGCCAUGCCACGGACAGAGCUGCUGAGCCUGCUGCGUUCGGACCGGCCAGUUAACCCGGGUGUGGGCGGGGCGCGGCCGGGCUCGCGAAACAUGGCGGGCUUCGGCUUCGCCUGCGGCGCCGGCGGCUCGGAGGACGAGGACGACGACGGCGUGUCCCGGGCGGCCGUGGCGGUGUUCGCGAAGCUGAAGGGCCUGAACUGUCCGCUCAUGGAGGGGCUUCAUAUCUCAGAACCCAAGACCAUUCGGGAACUGCUGUGCAGCCCCUCCAAGUACCGCCUGGAAAUCCUGGAGUGGUUGUGUGCCCGGGUCUGCCCCUCCUGGCAGGAGCAGUGCAGCAUGCAGAAGGGGGCCCCGACUGAGGCAAAAAUCCAAGAGAUGGCGAACCUCGGCCACGAGCUACUGUUGUGCGGGCCGGAUGACCAGGAGCUCCUAAGGGGCCGGGCCUGCCCCCAGAAGCAGCUACACUUCUUGGACCAGUUGCUGGAUGCAGUCCGCAGCCUGGGCGCGGGAUGUACCGGGGGCUGCAGCACCAGGGAGCACUUUGAGGAUACCCGGGAGAAGAACGAGGCAUUGCUGGGGGAGCUCUUCUCCUGUUCCUACUUGCAGUCGCUUCUGAGCCCCGAGUGUGACCCGUGGCCUCUGGACAUGCGGCCCCUCCUCGAGCAGCGUAGUGAAGAGUGGAGGAGGGCGAGCCCCUCUGUUGAAUCAGAGGAGGAGAAAGUGGUGGAGCUGACCAAGCAGCUGCAGGAGAGCACCACCAGGCUACAGGCGCUCAGGGCAGAGUGCUUCACGCCCCAUCAGCGGGGGACAGCCACGAAUGGGGCUGACACCAGCACCUUGGACCAGCAGCUGCGCCUGGUCACCUCAGACUUCCACCAGCUGGUGGUAGCUUUCCUGCAAGUGUGCGAGGACGAGCUGGGCGACUGUUGCCAGCGCCCGGGCGCCUAUCUGCACCCGUGUGGCCCCGUCGUGCAGGCUGUCCACCAGACUCUGGCUUCGUGCAGCCAGCUGUUGAGAGUGGUCGUGGCGGUCACUGACACGUCGGCCGAAGCCGUGGCGAUGGCGAAGCAGCAGCAGGACGAGCCAAUCUGCUGGAGUGGCAGCAGCUCCGUGAUGAGUCUUGCCACCAAGAUGGACGAGCUGGCCCAGAGGCAUAAGGUCUUCCCUGGCGGACCGCACACAGGCGCCGGCUAGCCUGGCAGCAGAGGAGCAGCCCUGAGCGGCAGGGCCCCUGCGUGGGUCCCACACAGCUCUGGGGCGG
Molecule: messenger RNA, 1363 nt
Organism: Talpa occidentalis (Iberian mole)
Lineage: Eukaryota; Metazoa; Chordata; Mammalia; Eulipotyphla; Talpidae
Gene: HAUS7
Product: HAUS augmin like complex subunit 7
Exons: 11
Coding region: 1-1296 (431 amino acids)
Biological process (GO): centrosome cycle; spindle assembly
Cellular component (GO): HAUS complex
Molecular function (GO): microtubule minus-end binding
Source: RefSeq, a predicted model, not a curated record